GAAAAACACCACUUCCCAUAGUUCUCCGGAGCUUUUUGCCCGUCGCUCCAAUGACGAAACAUACGGGCCGAGCGUUGCAUAUUGCCCCUUCGUUGUACAUCGGAUUUUAGAUUAUGGUUUAGGCAAUUAUACUUCACUCUGUAUGCGAAGUCAUCUGGGACGCGUAUGUUACCUAGUUGCUUCUGCUCGCUGCCAUGUCAUUUUCGGUAUUCAACGUAGUUUAAGUUUAUGCAGCGCGUUAAUCAGGGGCUAAACGGAUAUCAGCAGUAGUUGCAGAUUCUCGAUCCCUGACAGAGGACAGUAUGGUGUACUCUUUGGCAAUCAAAGCCGCGUACUUUCAGUUUCAGCAGGCUCGGGCAGCCCGGUGCGCCCUGCGGCUGUUUAAUCGCGUCCAGCGAAGCGCAGCCGGAGCUCCGGCUCCUUCGCUCAACUUGGCGGGACCCUGCUGCGGCCCUACCUGUCAGUUCGAACGGGGAUUUUCCCUCGACGUUGGGUUAAGGAGUAAAGCUAAGGAUAGUGAGAACAGGAAGGUGACCGUGUCAAGAAGGGGAGGCGACGAUCCGGCGAUCUCGGCUACACAGAAAGUUAAACAAGCAAGCAAAGAUUUCACCUACUUGAUAGUCGUGGUUAUUGGGAUUGGAGUUACAGGAGGCCUUCUGUACAUUGUUUUUAAAGAGUUAUUUUCAUCAUCAAGUCCAAGCAAGAUCUAUGGGAAAGCUUUGGAGAAAUGCAGAGCACAUCCAGAAGUCAUUGGAGUUUUUGGAGAGCCAAUCAAAGGGUACGGAGAAACAACUCGACGAGGCAGAAGGCAGCACGUUAGCCAUGUGGAGUAUAUUAAGGAUGGUCUGAAGCAUAUGCAGCUGAAAUUUUACAUUCAGGGUGCUGAGCCCCGCAUGCAGGGCACGGUGCACACAGAGAUGAAAGAGAAUCCUGAAACUGGGCAGUAUGAAUUUCGCUACAUUUUUGUGGAUGUUGAUACAUAUCCACGGAGAACCAUCAUUGUUGAAGAUAACAGAUAAGAUUAUCCAAAUGAAGAUUGUUUUUGGACCAUCUCAGGCUGCCUCAGGGGGAAUGAAAAUGUUGUACUGAUUCUGAUUUCUUUUUUAUACUCCCCUUGAGGGCAUGGCCAACAGUGGGGUGUUGGAGACAUCACUCCAUUUGAAAAGACCUUUAUGGUCAAGUCUCAUACAUGCAAAGGUGACCAGGAUUGUUGUGGUUUAUAUAUUAUGAGUUGCUCACCUAAUGUCGAAAAGACUGGAUGUUAAUCAGUGUUUUAAAGCUCUGAUUUGUACUGCUAGUAAAGUAAGUUUUGUAACCAAUAAAUUCAAAUGUAUUUUCUUAGUAAA
This is a messenger RNA of Brienomyrus brachyistius, 1346 nucleotides long. It is a transcript of the gene timm21, whose product is annotated as translocase of inner mitochondrial membrane 21. The coding region runs from base 303 to 1019 and encodes 238 amino acids. Gene Ontology annotation, biological process: protein import into mitochondrial matrix. The record is from RefSeq and is a predicted model, not a curated record. NCBI's taxonomy places the organism in Eukaryota, Metazoa, Chordata, Actinopteri, Osteoglossiformes, Mormyridae. The transcript is spliced from 6 exons. Gene Ontology annotation, cellular component: TIM23 mitochondrial import inner membrane translocase complex.